UAUAAGAACAUUUGGCCCUGGGAGCAUGCACGAAUUCGACUCAACGGACAAGACGGCAGUUGUGCGGGAACAGACUAUGUGAAUGCUUCCUUGAUCAAAUUCGAAGUGGGAGAUGAGAAACGAGUAUCACCAAGGAGUUAUAUAGCCACCCAGGGACCCUUGGCAUCCACCUUUGAUGAUUUUUGGUCUGUAGUCUGUCAACAAGAUGUCGGAUUGAUUGUGAUGUUGACGAAACGACAUGAAGCGGGACGAGAGAAAUGUGGAGAUUAUUUACGGAGUGGAAGGUAUGGAGAGAUUGUGAUCAGUAUCGAACCAGAAGAAGGGAUCCGAAAGAUAGUGAUCACGACGAUUCGAUUGAGUAGAGUGACCAGACCUGAGUUACCUGCUAGAAGGAUUAAACAUGUUCAGUAUCGAAACUGGCCAGAUUUUGAUGUUCCACCUGCAGCUGAUGAGUUACUUGAAUUAGUAGAGAAAUCCCUCAAGUCUGUUGAAAACCUUAUGGGAAAUGGAUCAGGACCGGUGAUUGUACAUUGUUCAGCUGGAGUAGGUAGAACAGGUAGUUUUAUUGCUGUUGAUGUGAUGACGGAAGUUUUGAAAGCUAUGUAUAUUGAAGAAGAUGGAGGGGUUUCGGAAACGUUGGUGGUUAGGAAAGGAAGGAAAUGGAUG
Molecule: messenger RNA, 666 nt
Organism: Melampsora larici-populina 98AG31
Lineage: Eukaryota; Fungi; Basidiomycota; Pucciniomycetes; Pucciniales; Melampsoraceae
Exons: 3
Biological process (GO): protein dephosphorylation
Molecular function (GO): protein tyrosine phosphatase activity
Source: RefSeq, a predicted model, not a curated record